AUGAUUCAUGAUGAAGACUCUGAUUCUGACGGAGAGGGCAAUCAUGAACAGCUUCAUCAUCAAGAACCGGAAACUUUUGCACCAAUACGAGAAAAAUUAGAAAUUGAUUGGGAUAAUCCAGUGCUAGACUUAGCACAUCAUCCUCAUGAACAAAUCGGAAAUGGUUAUCCUCUUGGUGUGCAUUUACAGUAUUUGGAUUUGACCAAUUGUAGAUUGAGAAAGAUUGAAAAUCUUGAUCAGUUGAAAAACCUUGAAACAUUAUUGCUUCGACAAAAUUUAAUCACAAAAGUAGAGGGAUUAAAGAAUUUAGAAUCUCUCAAACAUUUAGAUUUAUAUGGAAAUCAAAUCAAGAGGGUGGACGCAUCCGAACUAAAUUCUCUGAAAAAUCUAGAACAUCUAGAUCUCUCUUUUAACUUGUUGCGUCAUAUGGUUAAAGGAUUGAAGCUUCCCAAGUUACGACAAUUAUACUAUGUCAACAACAAGAUUAAAGAAAUUGAAGAAGAGGCAACAAAGGGCGAAACAGAGCUUCCAUCAUUGGAGUUACUUGAAUUGGGAUCUAAUCGAUUGCGAGAAAUCAAACAUUUAGAAAAUUUCACCACACUAAAAGAAUUAUGGCUCGGAAAGAACAAAAUUACUGAAAUUAAAUGCUUAGAGACUCUUGUAAAUUUGACUCGAUUAAGCAUUCAGAGUAAUAGGAUUACAAAAAUUCAUCGUCUCGAUACCCUCUCUCAAUUGGUGGAGUUGUAUUUGAGUGAAAAUGGUAUUGAAGUGAUUGAAGGACUUGACCAUUUAACAAACCUUGUACUAUUGGAUUUAGCUCACAAUUUUAUCAAAUCUCUUGAUCAUCUUUCUCAUUUGACUGUUUUGGAAGAAUUUUGGUGCAAUGAUAACCAAAUACCGAGCUUUAAAGAAGUUGAGAAGCUAGCACCUUUGAAACAGCUCACCAGCGUUUACUUUAGAAGCAAUCCUAUUUAUGAUGAUCCUCAAUACAAGCGAAAACUCGUACUCAUUAUGCCUCAACUCACAUCCAUUGAUGGAUUUCCAGUAAUUAAAAAGUAA
Messenger RNA from Naegleria lovaniensis, 1059 nucleotides. RefSeq lists its product as uncharacterized. The transcript is spliced from 2 exons. Bases 1 to 1059 code for a protein of 352 amino acids. NCBI's taxonomy places the organism in Eukaryota, Heterolobosea, Eutetramitea, Acrasida, Naegleriidae. Gene Ontology annotation, molecular function: protein binding. The record is from RefSeq and is a predicted model, not a curated record.